GUUCUAGUCAUUGUAGCGUGCGUUCAGGAAAACCCAGAUAUAUAGUGGGAAAUUCAGUGAUGCAAUACGUGAGCCGUACUUGGUUAUAAGUUUAGCAGUGUUACGGGAUAUACACGAAUUAUAAACAAAUGUUAUGGACGAACAGCAAAUAUAUCGUCUGCGCGAAAACCGCGUUAAGAUCGUCAAUGACCUUGAACCUCGUGGACGUGUCCUUGACAUACUUUUUGAGGAAGGAAUACUCACAGAAAAUGACGUAGAACUCGUGUCGUCUGCGCGCACGAGGAAAGAACGUUGCCACGCGCUACUUUCGGUGCUUCCGACACGCGGUCCGGUGGCGUACGGGUCUUUCCAAAAGGCUCUCAACGCGGGAAAUUACGAGUUUUUAGCGACCCAGCUAAGCAUUGAAAACGACGAGUUAACUCCAGAAGCCGAAUUUGGAAGUUCAACGACAAAUGAUGAGCUUGGAAUUUCCCAAAAUCGCAGACGACAUCGGAAUAAUGAAGGGACCGGAAAGUGCGCAAGUUGUUUAAAAUAUUUCACUGAAAUAGAGAACAGUGCCACACUUUCAAACAGUGCAUUAUUCACAAUUAUCGAACAGCACUGCUGUUUACUGCUAGACAAUAUUGAACCAAAAGACUUGAUAGAUCAUUUGUUCCAGGAACAUAUUCUCACAGCAGACGACAUUGACACCGUUUGUUCUUGCCUGACCAGACGACAAAGGUGCGAGCUGCUAUUUUGUCUGCUACUGGCAAAAGAUCAUGAUGUAGUGACAAGUCUGAAGAGAUCCUUGACAAAAAAAUACUCAUACAUCGUGCAAACCAUUGAACCCCGCUGUGAACAGCAAGAGGUUAGCACGACUGACGAGUUGGCAAAUAGUACAGAAAGCCACGGCAGAGAAAGGAGAUAUAAAAGUCAUCGCACAAGAGUGAAAGAGUACUUUGGUUGUGAGCAAACGGACGUAAAACAGUUACGGGAGGUGCAAGGUAUUGAAACAGACGUUACCGAUGGAUCAAAGGCUGUCGAUACGGCGAUAAGUCAUGAGACGCCAUUGAGUGUUGUGAAAAAAUGUCACAAUGAGAGAAAAAUUGACAAGUCUGACAAGGCAAAGAGUGAGCAGGUUUGUAAGCAGGUGACCUUUAUCCACACCGAAAAGCCGAAAAAAAGACUUGUAGUGGCUUUCAAUUAUCUGAGCACGCUCAUCAAUCAAGGAGAGUACACGAAGUUCGAAGAUACAACCACUCAGUUAAGGGUUCGGUUUCCAAGAAAUUACGACCUGUUGUGUAUUUUGGGCUACCUGCAGGCAAGCAGAGAUUUGUUCAAAACCGACUUCGAUUCCGCUAAACGGCGCAUCAAUGACACAAUGGCUCUUGUUCCAAAAACGUCCAAUCCACGUUAUUUCACACUAGAACUUUUCACAGCAAAGACGAGAAUGUACAUUACGCAGAAGAAACUGGAAAAGUUGCAGACAACACUCGAAGAAGCCAUGAUGAUUCUGGAGACCGACCCGCUUGGGUGCACCGGAAGAGCGGCUGGGUGGCUCUAUAUCAACCACGCAAGGAACAUGACAGCUCAACUCUCGUGUUUGAAUCUCAGUAAGCCAGGCGCUUUCAAUGUCUACAAUGGAAUAUUCAACACUGCGAAAACAAGCUUCCAGCGAUCCAUGACUAACUUUAAACGGGACGGCGGAAAGGACGGACCAUUCGGAUUCGGGUACGCUCUGUGUCGUCUGGUGAUUCUGCUGCUGAGAUGCGGAGAUAAUGGACGCACUAUGGGGCUUAUCAAACCUCCUGACGAUGACGUCAUUUCCGCUGAAAAAUACAUGCGACAUUUGGAAGACUCAGAUAUUCCGAUUCCAAAAAUACUCGAAAUGCAUUCGAGAUUAGCAAAAUGUGAUUACUUUUUUCAUCGAAACCAUUUUACACGAGCCUUCGAGCACGCUACAGAGGCUCACAAUCUCGCAACAACCAUGAACUUACUGGAGUUCACUGAGCAUGCGCACAACAGAAUGUCAUUUCUGAAUUCGAAACAAACACUCACCGGGCCAGACGAGGACAUUUCGGAAGAAGAUGUCCACCGGAUAUUGUUCGAAGAUUCAACGAGCGAAGGGGAAACAAAUAUCAAGGAAUAAAUUAACUCUUCUUCAUUGAGUAAAUAUGAACAAAACUGCGAUUAAAUAUGUGUGCUUUUAUGUUUGAUGUAUAGAAUAUCUGAAGUGAAGGCAUUAUGAAAACGGUUGUUUAUAUAUGCGCAUGUACAAAUUAUUUUAUUUAUUUAUUAUAUCUGCCAGUUUAUUGGCGUUUACACUAGUUCAAUCCAUUUCCAAUUUGAUCAAGUAUUUCUCUAAAGCUACGUUUACAUGCCCGAUAUAAACAUGCAUCUGAUGUUAUCUUAUGAAUGACGAUGGUGAAAGGUAUGGGCGCUUUAAAAAAGUAGCAUUACAGUCAUAAGCUUUGUGUGUAAAAAAAAAACUCAGCCAUUAUGAAAUCAAUAAAAACAAAUA
This is a messenger RNA of Mya arenaria, 2500 nucleotides long. RefSeq lists its product as uncharacterized. The record is from RefSeq and is a predicted model, not a curated record. Bases 134 to 2128 code for a protein of 664 amino acids. Gene Ontology annotation, molecular function: death domain binding; protease binding. NCBI's taxonomy places the organism in Eukaryota, Metazoa, Mollusca, Bivalvia, Myida, Myidae. Gene Ontology annotation, biological process: regulation of apoptotic process. The transcript is spliced from 2 exons.